CCUCAAACCGUCUCACUCCUUACUGGAGUCGUCUCGUUACUCGUUUAACCUGCUGGCCUUUUGCUGCUGAGUUCCUCUUUGUUUUGCUCUUUUUCCCUGUAAGUUUGAACCCCGACUCAGCAGAAACCCGGACAGCAGAAACCACGAUAAAAGUCCGACUUCGCUCCACUCGGAUCACAGUUUCUAUUUUCUGAGCCUUUUGGACCCAAAGAACCAGAACCAUGAAGGUCUACCUGCUGCUGCUGCUGCUGCCGCUCUGCUCCGCUCAGCAGUUCCACAUCAGCUGCUAUGGAGAAGACUUCCUGAUGGUGAACAACCUGCUGCUGCAGUGCACUGGGAAGGUCCAACAGGCCUGCUACACUAGAGAUAAUGGAGAGAAAGGCUGCACUCAGCUGGAGAACUGCUCCCGGCCCGGUUGGACCUGCUGCCACACAGACCGCUGCAAUGGAGACAAGAACUAGAACCGGACCGGCGGUCUAAUCAGAACAUUCAUCCGGAUCCUGGUAGAACCUGGGCCCGUUUAUUGUGUCCUGUACAAAUCAAUAAACUUUUGGUUGGACCAAA
This is a messenger RNA of Gambusia affinis (western mosquitofish), 564 nucleotides long. RefSeq lists its product as uncharacterized. The record is from RefSeq and is a predicted model, not a curated record. Lineage: Eukaryota; Metazoa; Chordata; Actinopteri; Cyprinodontiformes; Poeciliidae. Bases 222 to 461 code for a protein of 79 amino acids. The transcript is spliced from 4 exons.